Molecule: messenger RNA, 3078 nt
Organism: Diabrotica virgifera virgifera (western corn rootworm)
Lineage: Eukaryota; Metazoa; Arthropoda; Insecta; Coleoptera; Chrysomelidae
Product: glutamate receptor ionotropic, kainate 2
Exons: 16
Coding region: 109-2859 (916 amino acids)
Biological process (GO): modulation of chemical synaptic transmission; monoatomic ion transport; synaptic transmission, glutamatergic
Cellular component (GO): postsynaptic membrane; plasma membrane
Molecular function (GO): glutamate-gated receptor activity; transmitter-gated monoatomic ion channel activity involved in regulation of postsynaptic membrane potential
Source: RefSeq, a predicted model, not a curated record
UGACACAUUUUGUGCAUCAGUCCAUAAAGACAGCAGACGACAUCGUGCUAUGCUAGAAAUGUGAUUAUUUCUCAAUUUUAUCUCCUAAUCAAAGUAUUUCUAGCAGCGAUGGUGACAAAAUUUUAUUAUUUGUUUCUGCUACUAAUAAGUGUUAAAGUUGGUUUGUGUAGCGAAAGGGAAACUUACACGAUAGGAAUAAUCUUUAAUGAAAUGCCAAAUGAUGCUGAAUAUCCAUUGAAUGAUACAAUUAUCAGAACUAAUAUCAUCGAAAAACAUUCGCCGAUAUAUCUUGCCGCUAAUAUACAAACCACUUCCAAGACUGAUAUAUUUGAUACUUCAAAAGUCGUUUGUAAUCUAGUAGAUGAUGGUAUCGUCGCCGUUUUCGGCCCACCGACUUCUGUCACAAGCCCUGUGAUAGAGUCAACUUGUAAGAGCCUUAAUAUCCCCUACAUAGUGACUUCAUGGAGAAAAACUAAUUUGGACGAAUCAGAUGUAUUUUUGAAUUUCUAUCCAGAUGCCGACAAACUGGCCAAAGGUAUUUCUGAAGUAGUAAAGAGCCUAGAGUGGAUAGGUUUUAUUAUUCUAUAUGAAGACGAAGAAGGUCUAGUUAAAUUACAAGAAGUUCUGAAACUUCAAAAUGUUGAGAAAAUGGAUAACCAAGAUUAUAUACGUGUUGAACAACUCACCAAUGGGCCUGAUUAUAGGCACAUUUUCAAGAAAUUUAAAAAUUCUACUGAGAACAAUGUCAUACUUGAUUGUAAAACAGAAAAUAUUUUACCAAUAUUAGCUCAAGCAAAAUCAUUAGACAUGGUAGACAUUCGGUACAACUAUUUUCUAACAUCAUUGGAUGCCCAUACGAUUGACUUUUCUAGUCUGAAUGUGACUGCAAACAUUACCACAAUUAGAAUUUUUGACUCUGACAAUGAGAACUUUUUAAGCGCAAUACAAAAAUGGAAUAUAGCGGCUGUUGAGUUUAACAGAAAAACAAUGACUAUUGAUCCAGAUACUCUAAAGACUGAAACAUUACUCUUUCAUGAUGCUCUGGUUUAUUUAUCUACAACAUUGAAGGAUAUGCCUUACAUUUCCAACGCAAAAGUAAACUGUUUUGGAAUGGAUAUAUAUUUGGAUGGUCCGGAUAUUAUUAGAUCAACAAAAGAGAAAAAUGACUUGGCUACCAUAACUGGACCAAUAAAGUUUGAUGACAGCGGCAAUAGAGAAUACUUUAAUCUGUAUGUGUACACCCAAUUAGACGACCAACUUAUCGCUACAUAUAUUGCUGAAAAUGAAACUCUUAAAUUGAUGAGAACUUCAGAAGAAACAAAUCUAGCAGCUAUAUCAAGCUUGAAAAAAGUUAAUGUCAUUGUUUCCACAAGAGUUGGUGAACCAUAUUUGAUGCUAGCUGAAUCUCCCGAUGGAAAAGUAUUGGAAGGAAAUGAUAGGUACGAAGGCUAUACCAAAGAUUUAAUGAACGAAAUUGCUGCUAUUUUGGAAUUUAAAUACGAAAUUAUGAUCACAGAAAAUAACGUUUAUGGAAAAUAUCUAGCCGACGAAAAAAGAUGGAAUGGUUUAAUUGGCGAUUUACUAGAAGGGAAUGCACAUUUGGCUCUCUGCGAUUUGACUAUCAAUCAACAAAGGCGAUCAAUAGUGGAUUUUAGCAUGCCAUUUAUGACUUUAGGAAUCAGUAUUCUACACAAGUCACCCCAGAAGAGUGAUUCCAAACCAUUUGCAUUUUUGGAUCCGUUUGAUACGUCAGUAUGGAUUUAUUCAGCAACAACGUACCUGGUAGUAUCUAUAAUACUUUUCUUUAUAGCAAGGAUGACUCCAGGGGAUUGGGAAAAUCCGCAUCCUUGUGAUCAAGAACCAACUAUGGCCGAAAAUAUAUGGAGCUUACGAAAUUGUCAUUGGGCAACACUGGGUACUAUUAUGAACCAAGGAUGUGAUAUAUUACCCAAAGGAAUAUCGACAAGAUUAGCGCUAGCCAUGUGGUGGUUCUUUGCUCUUAUUAUUACCAAUUCGUACAUUGCCAACUUAACUGCCUUUUUAACCAAAGCCAAUUUGGAUUCUCCCAUAAAAAGUGUUGAUGACCUUGGAAAGCAAAGUAAGAUCAAAUAUGGAUUUUUAGAAGGUGGAGCCACAGAACAGUUUUUCAGAGAAUCUAACAAUUCACUAUACCAAAGAAUGUACUUAAAUAUGAAAUCGGCAAGACCAAGUGUUCUAGAAACCGAUAAUUUAGAUGGCGUACAAAGAGUACAAAAUACAAAAAAUGAAUUAUAUGCUUUUUUAAUGGAAUCCACAACAAUAGAAUACCAUACUGCAACAAAAUGUAACUUGAAACAAGUUGGAGAUUGGUUAGAUUCAAAAAGUUAUGGAAUUGCUAUGCCCAUGAAUGCUAACUAUAGAAGUGCCAUUGACAAAGCGAUUCUACAGCUGCAAGAAACUGGAGCAUUAAAUGCUCUCAAACAAAAAUGGUGGAAAGAAAAAAGAACGGAUACAUUAUGCGAAGUGCUAAGAAAUUUAGACAAAGACGAUAAUGAAGGAGAUCUCGAUCUAGCAAAAACCAGUGGUAUAUUUCUUGUUUUGGUUGUUGGAGUUAGUAUUGCAUUGGCUAUGGGAUGGAUUGAAUUUUUGUGGAACGUGAGAAACAUAUCUGUCGAGGAACAUAUGACUUACUGGGAAGCUCUCAAAAUGGAGUUAAAAUUUGCAUUUAAUAUUUGGAUAACAAGAAAGAAAAUAAAACCCGAUGUAUCUGAAUCGUCUGCAUCUUCGGAAAGCAAAAGUGAGAAAAUUGAUAAUAGGAGCAUGAUUCAGAAUUUUUUACAUAAUGCUGGAUCUUUCAUGAACGUUAAUCAGGGUUCUUAAUUAUAUAGGAACUUAAUACUUUGUUUUAAAUGCAUCCAUUUUAAAAUUACUAGGAAUAGAACCUACAAUUAGUUGCAUAUAUUUAAUAAAAAUGUAGGUAAAAAAUACAACAGGAUUUAUUCUAGUUGUAAUAUUUUUAAUGAAUUGAAGUAUACUAAACCUAGGUACAAAUUUGUUAAAUAAAACAUUUUUAAAAUCAAUAAAAGGCUUUUUUUAUUA